Anguilla rostrata (American eel) is the source of this 3896-nucleotide messenger RNA. It is a transcript of the gene mpl, whose product is annotated as MPL proto-oncogene, thrombopoietin receptor. Bases 214 to 2121 code for a protein of 635 amino acids. NCBI's taxonomy places the organism in Eukaryota, Metazoa, Chordata, Actinopteri, Anguilliformes, Anguillidae. Gene Ontology annotation, molecular function: cytokine receptor activity; protein binding. Gene Ontology annotation, biological process: cytokine-mediated signaling pathway. Gene Ontology annotation, cellular component: external side of plasma membrane. The record is from RefSeq and is a predicted model, not a curated record. The transcript has 12 exons.
CUGUGUCUGUGUACUGGGCUCGGAGUGAGGCCCCUGUCUGGGUGUCUGCUUCAAUCCACUCACCACACACUUCCUCCUCUACAGGGUUUGUAUCAGAUAGUGCCCGCUUUGCAGUAAAGCCCCCUCCAGCCUGGCACACGCACACACGCACUUACACAUAUACACCAGAGAGACCAGAGAACUGUGAUGGCAUAGUACCCACCAGUACAUGACAUGGAUGUUCGACACUUAUGGUGGAAAAUCUACAUCUGGACCCAGGCCCAGAUUUGCUUUGGAUUGGUGCUGGGUUCUGUCACCGGAUCCAUCAAUCAGCUGUCAAAGAAAGACAUUGUGCUCUUGGCAGCUGAUGAAGACCCAAAGUGCUUCACUCGGACCCAAUAUGACCUCACUUGCUUUUGGGAAGAGUCCAAUAACAAGUCUUACAAUUUCUUCUACAGUAUUGAUGAUGAAGAGAAGCUGUGCAAUCUCACACAACAGAAAAUGGACAACACCACCAUCGUUCACAUUUGCUCAUUCCCUCCCUUUGAUGUUUACCUGUUCACCCUCAUACACAUUAGAGUGGUGGAAACAAGCACAAACACCACAAUAUAUCGCAGGAACAUCAGUGUCGAAGACCAAGUUCUGUUUUAUUCCCCCACAAAUGUUUCUCUGCACGUCACUGAGGAAGCAGGACAGUUGCAGGUGACAUGGUGCAUGCCUGAAGAGUGGAGAGACAAAGCGCAUUAUGAGUUAAAGUACUCCUCGCACAGCUUGGAGCAGAAAACAGAACAGGUAAAGACUACAAAGUCGCUGGUCUACAGACUGAACUCCCUUGUCCCGGGUGAGGUUUGCAGUGUCCAAAUGCGAGUCAUUCCAAAUGGCUAUGGUAUGAGAGGACACUGGAGUGACUGGUCACACCCCACCAUGGCCAUGGUACCUCAAAAUGCAGGUGAUAUUGAUUUAUUGUGCCAUACUUCUGAUCUUCGCAAUAUCCAAUGUCAAUGGAAGGAACGAGCAUCUGGUGAAAACUACACACUCUUCUACAAGCUGUGUCCCAGGUCCAGUGGUCAGUGGCGAGAGUGCACCCACAGAGAAAAUGCCUCUCAAUGUGCCUUCCCUGGAGAAGAGUCCAGUCCUAUAUGUGUCAACAUCGGUGGUCAUGGGCCAUACAGCAGGCUCUUCUACUCUGAGCCUUUCAGGAUGAAUGACAGUGUUAAAACAGACCCUCCACAGAAGUUGAGAGCAGAGACUGAAGGAGGCAGGCUGUGUCUACAGUGGGACCCCCCUCUCCAGAAUCUGUCCCGACUCUUGAUGUAUGAGAUCCGAUACCGUCCCCAGAGGGAGAGGCUGUGGAAGUUUGUGACUCUGCAAAGCUCUGAAACCGGCACAUGCCUUGACUUCCAAGCAGGGAGUCAGUACGCCAUGCAGAUAAGGGCCAAGCCAGAUGGAUCCAUGUAUAGCGGGUUCUGGAGUGACUGGUCCAGCACUCUCACAGUCGAUGUGCCCUCAAACAUAGCAACUCUGCUGGUUGCAUGUAUCCCAUUCACGGUGUUCUUAGUACCAGUUUUGUUGAUCGCCAUAUUCUCCAAGCAUUUCAGGAAGAUUAAACAGCACUUGUGGCCCCCAGUCCCAAACCUGGAUAAGGUGCUGGAAGGUUUCCUCAUAGAUAUUAACCAAAACUGCCAGAAUCCAUCCUUCAGUAUCAAGCAGUGUUACGAGGACACCAUCACCUCAGUGGUGGAGAUUGUAUCUGAGAAAGAGGCCUUGCUCUGUGGGAAAAUCCAAAGGGAGCCCAUCACAAACUCCCUCUCAGAGCCAGAGCCUGAGGAGCAGGAGACUGCAGAGGAGCACACGGAGAUCCUGGAGGCCAGUCAAGAUUAUGUGACCCUUAACGCUGAGAGCCUCACCCCCUGCCUGUGGGGAAACGAGUAUGUGUACGACCAAAGCAAGACACAGAGCACGGGGGAGGAGGUUCUCCAGAUGAGGUGUCACUGCUCCUGUGCCUCCUCCACAGACAUCUUCAACCAGUCCUAUCUCCUGCUGUCAAGGCAGCCCAAGGUGCCUCAGCUCAGAAAGACUGCAGGAGGCGCCAACCAGUACACCAACCUGGAGAGCAUGGCACAGCCAACACCUGUAGACUGAGUCUUGGGAAAUGUUGUAUAGGGUUGUGGUACAAGGCAGUUUUACAAACAAGAAACAAAUUCAGACUGUUGAGGUGUAACAUCUCCAGUUAUUCCCUUAAAUCAGAGCAGCAAGGCUCACAAGGGACGUCAUACUCACUGGGAUACAUAGUUAUGCUCUUUGUCCUGAACUUCACCAAGUGAGGUUGACCACUUUCAAUAUUAUUAUUUGUCAAUCAAAGAAUUCAACUCGUGACUUCACAUUAGGUUAAUCAGUGGAGCAGUGAGCAAACUCAAUGAGCCAACAAACACCUGUGACCAUGCACACUCAUCCAUCUCCCUUAAAAUGAGGUUCAGAAGCUUGAUGUCAAGAAACUUGAUCUCAAGAAGAGUUUGGGUACUUUACAUGGCUGCAUAGGGGCGCAGUAGGUUACAUUAUUUGGAAACCAAUAUUAGUCUUAGCACCACCAGGAAGUUGCUGGUUUAAAAAUUAUUGGUGUUGCACUAAUAUUGUGGCCUUGAAAAAUGCAAUUAAUCAAAUUUUUUUGUGUAAAAAAUUGCAACAACAAAAAAAAAGUUGCAAUAAUGGCCAUGAUUUAAUCACCAGGGAGUAUUCACUGUCUGAGGGGAGGAGGGGUCUACAAGCCAUUUAUAAUGUAUACAAAUGAUUUACGCUUCCUUCUCGAGUCCCUUAUAUUUUGGGUUCUUUUACAUGAUACAUAAACAUAUAUCCAAUAUAUCCCUCUGUAUAGUUUACUUAGUUUUUUUUAAUAUACUUUUUUAUGUUUUUCAUUGGCCCAGGUAGUUUUUUUGUGCAAUUAACAAUAUUGUAGAUAAAGAAGCUUCUAAUGACCUGCAGACUUUAUAAUAAUCAGUAUAGGGGUAUUGGCAAGUUGGCGGUUUACAGAAAGAUAAUGCACUUCAUGCAACUCCAACACAGCUUGUAGAUGUAUGUUAUGCCUCCAGGGGUUCUGCAUGUGUAGAUGUCCUGAUUAUUUUUCUAAAAAAUUAAUCAUUUUUGGUUGGAACCAAUUUCCUUUGGCUCAUGUAACCUGAGACCACCACACUCCAAGUACAAGCACUCAAGCACUGCACUCAAGUACAAGCAAAAUAUAGAAACAGAUCUUUAUGUUCAGGAUUGUGAAUAAACACUAUAAAAUUCAUCCGUUCAUAUGUACAGCCUUCAGGAACAUAACAUUACUGUACAGACUGCUCUGGAGCUGAAUGUAUUUUCUUCCUUUAAACCACAAACUUGGUCAAGUAGCUAAAAUAAUUAAUCGCACACAAAAACGGUCUGGGCCACUGAAAAACAUACAAUUAUACUGCAAUAAUAUCAAAUGCUCAAGAACAUGGAACUAUCCCUUUGAAUCUGCUGAAAGAGCUUUUCAAGGAGGAUGUUGUAACCUGAGGUCCAAAGCACAAAACACUGUUGUGCUUUAAAUACAUUAAUUCAGAAACCCACUAGUCAAAAUCUAUGAGAAUGUUCUGGGUUUCAUGCCAUUAUUGCCUUUUGAAUAAAUGUUUUAGCACAAAGCUCUUUGUAUUUUAAGAUAUUGUUGCUUAAAUUUUGCUGUUAUUUCUUAUCGGUUUACAUGUUCUGCAGACCUAGUCAGAGAUGACAGAUGACCCAUUCAGGAAGUUCAGUAGGAUUUACGGGUCAAUUGUGUGAAGCUGGUAGUUUGUGAAACUGUAAAUUUCUUUUGCUUUAACUUAUUCCUUCUUGCCCUUCAUAUGGCAUUUAAGCUUGGGAGAAUGUAUUAUUAGCAUCCAAUAAAAAUGUGUGAAAAGUAUACAAAA